Messenger RNA from Nerophis ophidion (straightnose pipefish), 1490 nucleotides. RefSeq names its product eva-1 homolog Ba (C. elegans) (gene eva1ba). The transcript is spliced from 5 exons. The record is from RefSeq and is a predicted model, not a curated record. NCBI's taxonomy places the organism in Eukaryota, Metazoa, Chordata, Actinopteri, Syngnathiformes, Syngnathidae. The coding region runs from base 539 to 1042 and encodes 167 amino acids.
CUUUUUCUUGCCGCUUGCAGAGAGAAAGAGAGAGAAGUGUGUUAGUCAGCCUCCAACUUGGAGAGGAAGUUACCACCUCUUUCCCAGACUCACGCACACACACACACACUCGCACACACACUCGCAGUCUUUAGGCGACCACAGCAGCGAGAACCGUCUUGGCCGGCUUAUUUGUGAUGAAUGUUUUAUUUCCACAGAUUUUGGAGGAAAUAUGUUUUUUGUGCAGCCUGCAUCAAGCGCUCGGUGUGGAGCGAAGCAUUGACUUGGACAUGAUUUGUUCUCACUGCACACUGGAGAAUCCCGAAUUUCAGUGCCCCGGGGCAACCAUUCUCCCGAAUUUCCACCCGGACAACAAUACUGGGGGCGUGCCUUAAAGGCCGGCCACAUCAACUGUUUAUACUGAGGACCAAAGAUCGCCGUAAUCCGGAGAGGGACAAAGACCGAGCCUGAUUGUUUCACAUCCACUCUGCACACCAUGAGCUGGGACUGAAGACCGGCGUCUCAGUUGGAUCGUGCUUGGAAGGAAGCGAGCGCCACCAUGGAUGUGAGGAAGAAAGAAAUGGACCUCCUGAGCAACAGCAUAGCUGCUUAUGCGCACAUUAAAGCAAACCCAGAGACUUUCGGCCUCUACUUCGUGCUGGGCGUGUGUUUCGGCCUGGUGCUGACCCUCUGCCUGCUGGUCAUCCGCAUCUCCUGCAAGCCCCGCACCGAGCAGGCCUCGUCCGCCGCCGCCACGCCCGAGAAGAAGCCGCCGAAGGACGUCGCCGGCCAGGACGAGGAGGAGAGCGAGGAGGACGAGGACGAGGAGAGGUCUCAGGACGUGGAAGCGCCCGCCCCGCUGCUCUCCACCGAGAUCCCCGUCUGCAACCACGGCAGCAACCACUCGGACGGCACGCUCAACGUUUUCACUUCAGCGGACGAGCUGGAGAGGGCGCAGCGGCUGGAGGAGCGGGAGAGGAUCAUACGGGAGAUCUGGAGGAACGGACAGCCGGACAUCCUGGGGUCGGGAACGGGGACCAUCGGAAGGGUGCACUACUACUAAGUCACAUGACACUUGGAGGCCUGUGACCUUGCACUUGCUCAGUUCUCUACCCACCAGAACUGUCUCAGAAGACUGGAGAGUGACUGGAGCUGAUGAUGCUUCUUGUGUUAUGCGUGUGGUGAGUACAACAUGGAAGCAUUCAUAUGGACCAGGGGUGGCCGUUACGUGGAUGGCGAGCUAGCGGUGGAUGGCGAAGGGUGUGUCAGGCCAUUACAAGAAUACACCUAAAAAUGAGUGACCAUCAAUCUUCACCAAGACGUCACUUGAUUGACAUUCACGGCACCCCAGGGUCUUGUGAGGUGAUGCUGGCUGCUGCCAGGUCUUUAUUAAGAAAAAACGACCGACAGAAAGGCGAGAAAGAUUUUUUAUUGUGCCGUACCUGCCGUCAAAACUCUAAAGACCGACUGCACAGUUCCUGUCUUCACAAUAAAAGCGCUGCUUCAUCCUG